Molecule: messenger RNA, 552 nt
Organism: Zingiber officinale
Lineage: Eukaryota; Viridiplantae; Streptophyta; Magnoliopsida; Zingiberales; Zingiberaceae
Product: extensin-like
Exons: 1
Coding region: 1-552 (183 amino acids)
Source: RefSeq, a predicted model, not a curated record
AUGGAGUCGCUAGAGAGGUUUGCUGGGAUUGAGCCUGUCAAUCAAGGACAGACCCCUCAUGGUACUGCGGGCGCGUCGGACUCUCAGAUCCUGACGGUUCCUUUUCUAAAGUUACCCACAUCUACAGUAUUCACUGUACCACCAGCGGUACCACCUGCGACAGACCCGACCCCUCCACCCACAGUGCCUGUUGUUAUGAACUCGACACCUCCUCCAGCUGUGCUUACGACGUACCCUGCACCACCGCCACCUGUGCUUGUUACUGCAUACAUGGCACCCACACCAGAAGUACCAGUUCUUUCUUAUCUGGUACCACCACCUGCUAUACCUCUAGUCGCUCCUGCCCAUAUUGACCUUGUAGUGCCACCAGCGGUACCUGCUCCAGCUUAUGCAACACCACCAGGGGUACCUUCCUUGACCUAUCCAGCAGUACCACUUGUAGUACCAGUUCCAGUGGUUCUGUCAGUUCCAACGGUGAUCCCUACUCACCCUAUUGAUAUGAUUGCGGCACGAGCCCGGAUCCCAACCUUGGCAGAGUCGGUGAAAAGUUGA